AUGGUCUCAGCAAAGAAGCACGUUCCGAUCGUGAAGAAGCACCCAAAGAAAUGGUCACGACAUCAGUCCGACAGAUUCAUGUGUGUGCCCGCAGCAUGGAGGAAACCAAAGGGUAUCGACAACCGAGUCCGAAGACGGUUUAAGGGACAGAUGGUCAUGCCAUCGAUCGGCUUUGGCUCAAACAAGAAGACUCGACACAUGAUGCCUUCAGGCCACAAGGCUUUCCUCGUUCACAACCCCCGAGACGUCGAACUCCUCCUCAUGCACAACAAAACAUAUGCAGCCGAGAUCGCAUCUGCUGUUUCAUCAAGAAAGCGAAUUGAAAUCGUUGCAAAGGCAAAGGCACUGGGUGUCAAGGUCACCAACGGCAAGGCCAAGAUCACUACCGAAUCAUAA
Exophiala viscosa is the source of this 396-nucleotide messenger RNA. RefSeq names its product 60S ribosomal protein L32. The coding region runs from base 1 to 396 and encodes 131 amino acids. Gene Ontology annotation, molecular function: structural constituent of ribosome. NCBI's taxonomy places the organism in Eukaryota, Fungi, Ascomycota, Eurotiomycetes, Chaetothyriales, Herpotrichiellaceae. Gene Ontology annotation, biological process: translation. Gene Ontology annotation, cellular component: cytosolic large ribosomal subunit; ribosome. The record is from RefSeq and is a predicted model, not a curated record. The transcript has 2 exons.